GCACAGUGAUAUUUUGCAAUGACUUGUGUGAUAUUUCAUCCCGACAUAUCAUCGCCCUUUUAAAGGUCGCCAGGGAUAGAAGCAGCGCGCAAACGUCUCCGAAAUUUAACAAAUCGCCCACCUCCCAUACCCAACCUCCACGCGGACAUACACCGCUCCCGGGCGCACGUGCUUUGAUUUUAGUUUUGCACCCCGUUCCAAAUGCCAGAUCCGAAUACAGACCCAAAGCGGUUCAUAUAAGACAAAUAAAACGCAUGCCGCUGGCGCGCACCGUACGCGCUUUCCAAUGUUGCGUGGAAACACGUUUUCUACGUGAAAUUCAGUGAAUGGACGACCCUCCCUUGUUGCUGAGACGCCCGCUUCAUCCAAGACAGAAAGAGCCGAGCUGUUGUCAUCACAACCGAUCUGCUUUAAUGGGACUUCUAAAGCAUCGCUGGUUUCAGGCUUUUAAAGGCGCCAUCGAUCGAUCGCUUCUGAAUGCAUAACAGUAAGAAGCUGUUUUCAUUGAAGGCCAACAGAAUUGCUUAAAGCAUGAACGGAUGAUGUGCUGCUGUGUGUCUUCUCGAGGAAAACAGAGGAUGCUGUAACACAAUAGGGACACUGGAGUUAUGAAUGCUCAAUGGAUAACUGUCGCUGUCCGUUCAGCACCACCGCCAGUCUCACCUUGCGCCCAAUGACACCAUAAAAACCUCGGUGACCCCCUAACACCCGACACCGGAUUAUUUCAAGGAUCGUUUUGAGUCCACGUGUGGAUAACAGAUUUGGAUAUCCAUUGUCGAUCGGAUGGUGUAAAAGUGUGCCAUAUAGAAACGCUUGGAGACAUACGCAAGGGCACAUCUGGCACCAGCAGUUCGUUUUAUUUUUUAUAAUAAAAGCAUAAAUUUGUAUUUUGCAUUAUAUUGUUGUCAUCGCAGAUAUUUUAAUUGCACGUGCUCCAACGGCACGAUGAUGAUGAUGAUGCCAGGUUGGAGAUAUGACUAGAGAGGGACGCGAUGGGCCAAGGCGACGACAAAGAUCGCAUCGUGAUCAACGUCGGAGGAAUCAAACACCAGACCUACCGAAGCACCUUGCGCACCCUGCCCGGCACCCGUCUCUCCUGGCUGGCGGAGCCUGACGCUCCGAGCAACUUUGACUAUGACGCGAACAUCGGGGAGUUUUUCUUCGACCGUCACCCGGGUGUCUUCGCACACAUCCUUAACUAUUACCGCACGGGCAAACUGCACUGCCCGGCGGACGUGUGCGGACCCUUGUACGAGGAGGAAUUGGCGUUUUGGGGAAUCGAUGAGACGGACGUGGAGCCGUGUUGCUGGAUGACCUACCGGCAACAUCGGGAAGCCGAAGAGGCUUUGGACAGCUUCACCGGGGGUGCCCUCGACCUCAGCCACGAAGACCUGGAGCUCGAUGGAGUGGCUGAAGCGGCGGAGGGGGACGAGGGUGUGGAGAUGACCCGGAGACUGGCGCAAGGGGACUCGCCCGACAACAGAUCCAGACGCUGGAGCCGAUGGCAAAAGAAGACCUGGGCGCUUUUUGAAGAUCCGUAUUCGUCAAAAUACGCACGGUGGAUAGCUUUCGCAUCACUGUUCUUCAUCUUGCUUUCCAUCACCACAUUCUGUUUGGAGACCCACGAAGCCUUCAACCCCGUCAUCAACCGUACCGAGUACAUCACUAAGGGCAACCAAACCGUGGAGCACAUCAUCAGUGAGACGGAGACGAUGGUGCAGCUAACCUACGUCGAGGGCGUCUGCGUGGUGUGGUUCACGUUUGAGUUUCUGAUUCGUGUGACGACCUGUCCGAACAAACUGAAGUUUGUGAGGAACACCCUCAACAUCAUCGACUUUGUGGCAAUUCUUCCGUUUUACCUGGAGGUGGGCCUGAGCGGCAUGUCCUCGAAAGCAGCGAAAGACGUGUUGGGUUUCCUCCGCGUGGUGCGUUUCGUGCGAAUUCUCCGUAUCUUCAAGCUGACGCGGCACUUCGUGGGAUUGAGGGUACUGGGCCACACGCUCCGUGCCAGCACGAACGAAUUCAUACUUCUUAUCAUUUUCCUUGCGCUUGGAGUCUUGAUCUUUGCCACUAUGAUCUAUUACGCCGAACGCAUCGGAAGGAACCCGAACGAUCCUCAAAUUAUUAACGGCACACACUUCAAGAACAUCCCUAUCGGAUUCUGGUGGGCAGUGGUAACUAUGACAACACUGGGCUACGGUGAUAUGUACCCCCAGACGACCUCCGGCAUGCUGGUGGGCGCGCUCUGCGCCCUGGCGGGUGUGCUGACUAUCGCCAUGCCCGUACCGGUUAUCGUAAACAACUUCGGCAUGUAUUACUCCUUAGCGAUGGCCAAACAAAAACUACCAAAGAAGAAAAAUAAGCAUAUACCACGAGCACCUCAACUGGGGUCUCCCAACUACUGCAAAUCAGUCAAUAACUCACCGCGACCCAGUACUCACAGCGACACAUGUCCUCUGGCACAGGAAGAGGUUUCUGAGAUGCGAUACCAAGCUGGAGAUUUUAAAGUGAACGGUGAGCCGUCCAAAGCUGCCCUGGCCAAUGAGGACUGCCCUCACAUCGACCAGGCGGCGUCGCCCGAAGAAGUGUUCAGCCCUGUCGACCGCGAGAAACCCUGCUUCCUGCUCACCUCCGGAAAAGAACGGGCCAAUCACACGGGGGGAAGAGUCAGGAAGGGUUAUGAAAAGCCAUGGAGCCAUAGCAGCAUGUCUGGAGGCGUGGCCUCAGUGUCGGCAUUGCCCUGCAGCCCGCCCUGUCUCAUGCAGCAGGUCCACUCUCCCAUUCCAUCCAUCCUGUAGCAUGGACAACAAAACUAACCAAUCAGAAGCCCUCGCUCUGCAGCGCUGCACUGAGACGCCCACUCACACCGUGUACCAUCAGUCUUUCAUUAAACUCUAUCUUUCUUUCUUCUUCAUCACCUUCAUCACCACCUUUCCCCUACGGCACUUUCAUACUUUCCCUUUCUCUCUUCUUCAUACCUCCUCCUCCUUUCCUCCCUGGGUGUUUCUAAGCUCUGGUUUUCAUUGGGUGCUAAUGGACACCAUUAAAAAAAAUGAAAAAAUGGCUAUUUCAUAUGUAGCAUUAAGACAGAUUUGAUUUAGUUUGAAGUAACACUUCCAAAUCACCAUUCUAGUAAUGCACACGUCACCGACUGAAGAAGCUUCACUUGCAUUUGCAUGCCUUGCAUGGGAGCGAUCUGAGAAAAAAUGUAAGUCUCUAAGAAAUUGUUAUUUUUUUCAUUAAGAGCUUUUUUGAAUAUAUCUGAUGCAGAUCAUUUACGAAGAUACGCAACAUAUGUAGCAACGUUAUUUUUUUUUGCCUUUCCCCAAAUUCUCACAUCGCCGGUAGCAGCGGUCGAAUCGGCCAUCCAAAUUGUUGAAUCAAGAUGCAAUUAGCAUUGCACUAUGCACUUUUCUCAAGCGGAGCGUGCAAAUUUAAACUUAUUUCAUUAUAACAUCAGCUUUUGUUACUACAAUCUGCGCAUACAGUACUUGGAUACACGUGUACGUCUUAUUUUCAAACGUUGCUUUGACAUUGUAGCAAAUCACACACCAACAGAAUGUACAAAAUAUAGAUGUAUCAUGUGCAUUUAAAUAUUGUACUUUUGGGACGACUUGGGGAGAGGUAAAUGCAUGCACUUUUAUGCAAAAGUAAAGAAAACGAAACGUGCGAAUGACAAACUGUAAAUAUGAACCAUGCAUGAAUAAAUUUUGUAUUCAAUCUGUAUAUAUAGACUCUGUUAUUAUUUGAAAAAAACAUUCAUACAUAACUCCCUGUUGCUUUGAAGUACGCCUUUACUGUGACGUCUCUUUGACCUUUCACCGCUGUUUAGCACAAGCUCCCCAAACUAUUUUCUUUAUGGUAUGCAUUGAAACAAAUAAUUCAAUCCAGUUAAAAUCGCUUAAAGGUCAGAAAGGUCAAAGAGAGAGAGAGAGAGGGGAUUGAAACAGGAGAGCCGAAGCGACACUGUGGCAGUGACCGUGCCCUGUUUCUCGUGCCACACGUCAUUAACCAAGCAUGAAAGUCUCUUCAGCCAAUCACAGCAUGAACUGAGAGCCACAUGAAUGAUAACUAGUAAGGAAUGAAUGCAUCUUAAGCAUGGUAGAGAGCAUGGUAAACCCCGCGUUUACCAUGAGGUCGCUUGCACGGUUCGAGGGCCGAUAAUCCCGUUAUCGUUCUCCAUCCCAAAUCCCACCACCCCAAUGUUUCCGUGCUGUUCGUUUGGUGUAUUAAUAUGGUUUUCCUUGUUGUUUUGUUGUUGUUGUUUUCUCUUUUUCAUGUGUUUUUAGAGACCCAGCGCGCCACCCGAAGCAGACAGCCAACCGAGUCAGUGUGUGUAAUGAACCAUGGUGUACCAACCACUAUGUGUGUCAACCAUAAAGCCACAUCCCCCACCUGAUAGCGUGUGUGUGCGCGUGUGUGCGUGCGAAAAAGUGAGUUCGUCGUAGAUUAGCGUCUCUUUUUGAGUUGUGACGGGGAAAUAAUUCAGCGUAGAUGUAGCACAGUAACCAAGAGAUGCUGUAGUUCAGCCAUAUGUAGCUCUGUUUGGUUUCGUGGUUUCUUGUGCCGUCGUGCUGUGCGAAGUGCCUGUUGUUUUUUUUCCGUUUCGUGAUUGUCAGUGUUGUACAUAGUGCUUGUGUGUGCCGGUGACUCUUGCUUUUUUCCAGUUGAAGUGUUUGCUUUCGAGUUAUUUAAAUGUUGUAAAAAUGUUGCUCCUGAGUAAAAAUCCACCCACGUACUUUGUGGUCAUGUUCAUCUAGCGAAAAAAACGUUAGCGAAGAAAAUUGUUUUGCCAUAUUUUGUACUACUGUAGUUAACGUGUAGAAAAUGCCUUUUGCACUGUUUGCACCCGUUCACUUUUACAUUUCUUUAUCUAGAACAAACGAUAGCUUGAAAUGUUUUGUAGCUCACGUUAGGCCGUAAACUUUCAAAUGACACCGCGUCCUAACCAAGCACACCAAAUGACAAGAAAUCUACGUUUUCAAAACUAUGUAUUUUCGCUUUUUAUGUAGACAGAUGAAUUCAAGUUUUUUCUGGUUAGGACACGGUGUUAGAUCUGAAGUCGAAAAACAAGACUAGUUAGCGCAUCACUGGGACCAAGCUCACUACUUUACAUAAAAAUGCCAAGACCAUCAUUGUGUAUAUUGAAACGAAAUGUUUAACAUGCUUUAGAAGUUUCCAAUUUCGAGCCAGAUGCGAACAUGGUUUUAGUUAAAAACAAGAGACAAUCCUGCACAAUACAACAACAACACAACUCUUAAAUGUUCAUUUACACAGAACAUGAACAUACAGGGUUUAUGAUGGGAUAAACGACUGAUGUUGUGUCUUAGGUUUGUUUCGAUAUUGAUUUUUCAUUGUUGUGAAAAUGUGAAGUAAACCCAGUUCUUUGGGACCAAACUAGCGCACUGCCAAUUGCAUCAUGGGAAGGUCAGCUGGGUCAGUUCUUUACAAUAUGCUGGACUUAUUAAAGACCCAACCACAUCAGAGCACAAACAUUUACGUCAGUAAAUAAAUAGUAAUGGAUAUAUAUAAAUACAGUCUUUGGAUACAUGAAACAUCUGAUUUCCAGACGAAAUCUUGUUCUUGUGCUCUGUUGUGAGAUAUUCCUUGUGUUUCAGCACAUUGCGGUGCGUAGUAUGGAUAGUUAUUUAAAACCAGGUGGUAUUUUCAUUGAUGGUUUGAGUUGACAUAUUGUUAAGACAAUUUUGUGUCUUUUUCUGAUGAGAGAAAAAAACAAUGAAAUAGAAAUAAUAAUAUAAUAAUAAAAAACACUAA
Misgurnus anguillicaudatus (oriental weatherfish) is the source of this 5775-nucleotide messenger RNA. RefSeq names its product potassium voltage-gated channel, Shaw-related subfamily, member 1b (gene kcnc1b). Gene Ontology annotation, biological process: action potential; potassium ion transmembrane transport; protein homooligomerization. The record is from RefSeq and is a predicted model, not a curated record. Gene Ontology annotation, molecular function: delayed rectifier potassium channel activity; protein binding. Gene Ontology annotation, cellular component: axon terminus; dendrite membrane; neuronal cell body membrane. Lineage: Eukaryota; Metazoa; Chordata; Actinopteri; Cypriniformes; Cobitidae.